This is a messenger RNA of Thlaspi arvense, 2322 nucleotides long. The record is from the annotation of a GenBank genome assembly. NCBI's taxonomy places the organism in Eukaryota, Viridiplantae, Streptophyta, Magnoliopsida, Brassicales, Brassicaceae.
AUGCGAAAGAAAUUAAGGUUUGAAAAUUUAAAAAUAUAUCGAACGAUUUUACCUGUAAACCGCCAAAAAACGUGGAGUUUCAUCCUCGUGGCCGGUGAAAUGCCAAUGGCCUCCACUGCGCUCCUCCGUAUGCUCCGGGAAUGUAAGAACUUCCGGUUUCUUCUUCAAAUUCACGGCAGCUUGAUCGUCUCAGGGCUUAAACCCCAGAACCAGCUCGUAAACGCUUAUUCUCUCUUCCAAAGACCGGACCUUUCUCGCACCAUCUUUGAUUCAGUUCGAGACCCAGGUGUUGUCUUGUGGAAUUCCAUGAUCAGAGGAUACACGAGAGCCGGUUUGCACAGAGAAGCCCUCGAAUUUUUCGGGUACAUGUCAGAGGAGAAAGGUAUUGAUCCAGACAAGUACACUUUCACUUUCGCCUGUGUUGACAUUGAUCAUGUUACUCUGUACAAUCUGAUCCCUGCGGUUUCGAAGCUAGAGGACAACGACGUGUGCAGCUGUAUUCAUGGAUUUGUGAUUAAGAAAGGUUUUGCCUCUGCUUUCUCUAGUGGGAUGAUCGACAUGUAUUGCAAAUGCGAGGAUCUACAUGCUGCUGAGUGCAUUUUUGAGCAAGUGAUGAGCAAGGAUGACUCUUCAUGGGGCACAAUGAUGGCAGCUUAUGCACAUAAUGGGUCCUUUGAGAAGGUGUUGAAGUUGUUUGACCUGAUGAGAAACUAUGGUGUUAGAAUGAAUAAAGUAGGUGCAGCAAGUGCUCUUCAAGCUGCAGGAUAUGUAGGGGAUUUAGAGAAAGGGGUUGCGAUUCAUGAAUACGUAGCACAACAAGGAUUGAUGGGUGAUGUCUCCGUUGCAACUUCUGUUGUGAGUAUGUAUUCCAAAUGCGGUGAGUUGGAGAUAGCUGAACAACUGUUUCUGAAUAUUAGAGAUAGAGAUGUUGUUUCUUGGUCUGCCAUGAUUGCUUCGUUUGAGCAAGAAGGUCAUCACGACGAUGCUCUCUCUUUGUUUAGGGAUAUGAUGAGAGUAAAUGUCAAGCCUAAUGCUGUAACUUUGACGAGUGCGCUUCAGGCUUGUUCAGGAGGAAUAGCUGCCUCUAGAUUAGGUAAGAGCAUACAUUGUUAUGCUAUAAAGGCUAAUAUCGAGUCGGAGUUGGAAACUUCCACAGCGAUUAUCUCAAUGUAUGCCAAAAGUGGUCUCUUUUCUCCUGCGCUCAAAGCUUUUGAAAGACUGCCGGUUAAAGAUGCUGUAGCAUUCAACGCUCUAGCACAAGGGUAUAUAGAGAUUGGUGAUGCCUCUAAAGCAUUUGAUGUGUACAAUAAGAUGAAGUUACAUGGAGUAUGCCCAGACUCGGGAACUAUGGUUGGUUUGCUUCAAACUUGUGCACUCUGUAGUGACUCUGAUCGAGGUUCCUGUGUCUACGGGAAAAUUAUAAAGCAAAGGUUCGAUUCAGAAGUUCAUGUGGCACAUGCUCUGAUCGAUAUGUUAACCAAAUGUGACGCCCUCGCUGCAGCACGAUCCUUGUUUGACAAGCGUGGAUUCGAGAAAAGUACUGUAUCUUGGAAUGUGAUGAUGAAUGGGUACUUACUCCAUGGCCAAGCUGAAGAGGCUAUUACCGCUUUUCGUCAGAUGAAGAUUGAGAGAUUUCAGCCAAAUAUAGUCACAUUUGUAAACGUCUUACACGCAGCAGCACAAUUAGCAGCGUUGAGAGUAGGAAUGUCUGUUCAAGCCAGUCUCAUCCGGUUUGGAUUUGGUUCCCACACGGCCAUAGGAAACAACCUAGUUGAUAUGUAUGCGAAAUGUGGAAUGAUCGAAUUGUCCGAGAGAUGCUUUUUCGAGAUAAGAAACAAAGACAUGGUUUCAUGGAACACUAUGCUCUCCGCUUACGCCGUCAAUGGCUUAGCUAGCUGCGCGGUAUCACUCUUCUUGUCUAUGCAAGAAAACGAACUCAGACUAGACUCUGUUUCCUUUCUCAGUGUUCUUUCAGCUUGUAGACACGCGGGUUUAGUUGAAGAAGGGAAACGAAUGUUCAAGGACAUGGAAGAGAGACACAAGAUCGAACCAGAAAUUACUCGGAAGGCUUGUUUGUUUGAUGAAGCUGUGGAAAUGGUGAGGAGAAUGAGAGUGAAAGCAAGUGUAGGAGUGUGGGGAGCUCUAUUGAGUUGUUCAAGAAUGCAUUGUAAUGUGUGGUUAAGUAAUGCUGCAUUGUGUCAGCUUGUUAAGCUUGAGCCAUUAAAUCCUUCUCAUUAUUGUCAAGACCGAAGGAGAUUAGGAGAUGGUAAUGAUGGAUCACGAGUGAAGAAAAUUCCUGCUUGUAGUUGGAUCCAAAUUUAA